AUGAAGGAUGGGCCAAGUGGACAGGGCUGCCCUACUGCCACUGUCCUGCCACCACAGGGUCAGGCCAGCAGCCUCCGUGAGGGACAGCAGUGCCGGGGGCAGUGCAGGUGGGCACAGAGCAUCACCCCAGCACCGAGCUGGCCAGGGCAGGCAGCACCUAAGGCUGAGGGCAGUGAGGGAGUUGGGUCAGUGAUGUCAAGGAAACGGGUGAGAUUUCAGGAUCCAAAUGAAGAUACUAAAUGGAAUGACAUAUUGAAAGAUUUUGGAAUUCUUCCUCCAAAAGAAAAACUGAAAGAUGAAAUUGAAGAAAUGGUUUUACACUCACAGAAAGAAGCACAGGACAAAUGCACUGGAUAUUAUUUUAAAAUGCAUUUAAAAUGUUCCAAAGAUGCUUAUUUUUAGUUUUAGUUUUUAAUUAGCCAAGAAGACUUGCAAGAAUGGAAAUGUCUUCAGAGGAGGCAAAAGUAUGGGGAACUAAGAGAAAGCUGUAGAAAGCAGUAUGUAAAUGAAGUUACAAAUGCUCCAGAGGAUGUUUGGGUUAUAAUUCAUCUUUAUUGGUCAAGCAUCCCAAUGUGUUUACUGGUUAAUGAACACCUCAACCUGCUAGCCUGGAAGUUUCCAGAAGUCAGGUUUCUCAAAGCCAUUGUAAACUUCUGCAUUCAGAAUUACCAUGAUAUAUACAGUACUUGUAUAUAAAGUAGUGAAAUAAAAGGCAGGUUCAUUGGAGUAGCUGAAUGUAGAAGGUAUGAGAAGUACUUUUGAAUAACUCACAAUAUGGAAAAUUUUAUGAUGUUUGUGAUCAUUAGAUCUAAAGGCCACUGCUUAAAGAGUG
Molecule: messenger RNA, 832 nt
Organism: Neopelma chrysocephalum (saffron-crested tyrant-manakin)
Lineage: Eukaryota; Metazoa; Chordata; Aves; Passeriformes; Pipridae
Gene: PDCL2
Product: phosducin like 2
Exons: 4
Biological process (GO): protein folding
Cellular component (GO): cytoplasm
Source: RefSeq, a predicted model, not a curated record